CUCGUUCUGUUCACGUUUGAGAGUUGGGACCCGAACGUCCAGCUCCAGCCUAAGUGCUAAACUCAGUGUCUGACUGACUCUGUUUCUGAGGAAGUUAAUUACACUGCUUGUGUCAGACAAAUGGAAUGUCUCUCUUACGCUGGCUUCAGAAAGGGAGGAAGGAUGAUGGUGAAAAUAGGCGCACGGACAAACCCUCUGUCUCAGACUCUGAUAAUCCUGAAGCUGAUCCAGAUGACCCACUGGCACAGCCAUCAUCCUCUAGUGAAAUGAGCGAUGUAGGUGAAGAAGCUCCAUCAUCCACUCCUGGGUCUAGUGGUAUUUCUGAAACCCAUCCGAUAACGUGAGAAAUAGGUUCUGGGGGAGCUGUAGAUGAAGAGGUACUAUACUGUACAUGCUUAACACUCAGUCACUCAGUCACAGGUAGGACUGAAGAAGGCGCUGUUGAGUUCGAGGAAUCUGUCAGAGAGGUUGAAGCUGAUACUUCUCUAAUUGAGGAUUCGGAUGAAUCAGAAACAGAUGACAGUCAGCCACCAGCUACUGAGAAGUCUACCUCUCGUAAGCGUGUGUCAAGCCCUAGUUCAUCCAAAAAGUCAACACCUCCGGAAAAGAGGAUAAGGAAAUAUGCUAUGAAGUGGUCAGAAGAUCCUAAGCUUGCAUGUUUCUCCAGCACCAGCAGACCUCCUGCCUGGCUGCCACCACCGCGGCCAGCCCCCAGACGCCCCACCACGCCAGCAGGGGCCUCUCCGGCACGGGACAGUCUGAUCGGCUGACCGUCACUGGUACCAGGCAGAGUCCAGGCUGCACGCCCUGCUUGCCGCCAACCAAUCUUGUUGUGUCCAUGGCGUGUGCUGGUGGGAGUGGUGCUGUGGUGGAGGUCGUGAGGCCGGGCAGUAGCAUGAGUGGCCAGCAGCAGCAGCAGCAGCAGCCGCAGCCAGCCUCAGGUGUGGGGAGGCACAGGCAUGGUGGCAAGAAUCACCUGGAGACAGGCAGCUCCGUCCACAGAGGAGAGAGCAAGUUUGAGUGCCAGCAGUGUGACAAAACUUUUGUAUUCAGACAAGGCCUUGACUACCACAUUCUGACACACAGUGGUGUUAGAAAAUAUGAGUGUGGCGAGUGUGGGAGGAAGUUUUCCCUCACCUCACACACUGUGAUACACAGUGGUGCUAGAAAUUAUGAGUGUAAUGAGUGUGGCAGGAAAUUUAUCAGUAAGUCUAACCUCACCAGACACACCCUGACACACAGUGGUGUUAGAAAUUAUGAGUGUGAUGAAUGUGGCAGGAAAUUUACCAGAAAGUCUAUCCUCACCACACACACCCUGACACACAGUGGUGUUAGAAAUUAUGAGUGUGGUGAGUGUGGGAAGAAAUUUACCAGAAAGUCUCACCUCACCACACACACCCUGAUACACAGUGGUGUUAGAAAUUAUGAGUGUUAUGAGUGUGGGAGGAAGUUUAUUUCAAAAUCUGUCCUCACUGCACACAUCCUGACACACAGUGAUAUUAGAAAUUAUGAAUGUGAUAAGUGUGGCAGGAAGUUUACCAGAAAGUCUCACCUCACCAGACACACCGUGACACACAAUGGUGUUAGAAAUUAUGAGUGUGAUGAGUGUGGCAAAAGAUUUGGCACCACAUAUCAUCUCAAUCAACACGUCUUCAGACACACUGGCUUGAGAGAGUUUAAGUGUGAUGUUUGUGGCAAGUGUUUCAAGACAAAGGGUGAUAUUGCCCACCACAUGAGGAUCCACUUCUGAGGUGGUGUGUUGUGUGUGGAUGUGUGGGGCCACACCCAUGCCUGUGGUGGUGGCGGUGGUGGUGGUGUGAGGGAGUAACAGCCCCAGCAGUUGUUUUGUUGGCAGUGCAGGUGUGACCUUCAAUAAAUGUGUGUGUCUAACA
Molecule: messenger RNA, 1892 nt
Organism: Scylla paramamosain (green mud crab)
Lineage: Eukaryota; Metazoa; Arthropoda; Malacostraca; Decapoda; Portunidae
Product: zinc finger protein 708-like
Exons: 5
Coding region: 656-1750 (364 amino acids)
Biological process (GO): regulation of transcription by RNA polymerase II
Cellular component (GO): nucleus
Molecular function (GO): RNA polymerase II cis-regulatory region sequence-specific DNA binding; DNA-binding transcription factor activity, RNA polymerase II-specific
Source: RefSeq, a predicted model, not a curated record